This is a messenger RNA of Microtus ochrogaster (prairie vole), 2161 nucleotides long. It is a transcript of the gene Ddit4l, whose product is annotated as DNA damage inducible transcript 4 like. NCBI's taxonomy places the organism in Eukaryota, Metazoa, Chordata, Mammalia, Rodentia, Cricetidae. Gene Ontology annotation, cellular component: cytoplasm. The record is from RefSeq and is a predicted model, not a curated record. Gene Ontology annotation, biological process: negative regulation of signal transduction.
UGUAGCAUCCCCAAAGAUGCCCCAUUGAUUCCUGAGUGCAGCUGAAGCCAGAGAGCCCUGGCCACAUCCGACCACCUGCAGAGACUGGGUGCGGACUGGAGUUGGUGGGUGAGCUGUCAGAACAGGAGCAUAAAGACGGCUCACAGAAUACCGGCUCAACUAAGCCAAGUACUUAUUCAGGAUGACACAGCAAAGCCCCAGGCCAUGGCUAACAGGACCUGGAGCUUCCUCCUGCCUGAACAGCUCCUUCGCCAAGACCUGGGCAGUCUGAACUUAGAAGAACGCAAGCCGUGGGCAGGAGCAAACAUCAAAGAAUCCAGCGCCUUGGGGGAAACGGUUCUGCUCCGCGAGGGAAACAGAGCCGUUGAUCAUGGUUGCAACGGGCAGUUUGAGCAGUAAGAACCCGGCCAGCAUUUCAGAGUUGCUGGACGGUGGCUAUCACCCUGGGAGUCUGCUAAGUGAUUUCGACUACUGGGAUUAUGUUGUCCCUGAGCCCAACCUCAACGAGGUGGUAUUUGAAGAGACCACGUGCCAGAAUUUGGUUAAGAUGUUGGAAAACUGUCUAUCCAAAUCAAAGCAAACCAAACUGGGUUGCUCCAAGGUCUUGGUCCCUGAGAAACUGACCCAGAGAAUUGCUCAAGAUGUCCUGCGGCUCUCCUCCACGGAGCCCUGCGGCCUUCGGGGUUGUGUGAUGCACGUGAACUUGGAAAUUGAAAAUGUAUGUAAAAAGCUCGAUCGGAUCGUAUGUGAUGCUAGCGUGGUACCCACCUUCGAGCUGACACUCGUGUUCAAGCAGGAGAACUGCUCGUGGACCAGCCUCAGGGACUUCUUCUUCAGCAGAGGUCGCUUCUCGCCGGGCCUUAGGCGAACUCUGAUCCUAAGCUCGGGAUUUCGGCUCGUUAAGAAAAAACUGUACUCUCUGAUUGGAACGACGGUCAUUGAAGAGUGUUAAGGAGGAAAAGCAAUUAAAGGUUCCUAAUGAGUGGAUAAUAAACCUCUAAAGCUAUUCAGUCAGUCAUUUGUGGUUUGCCUGCCUGCCCUCACCAAGAACUCCCAGAUCUAGGCCAUCUUCCUUCUGUGUCUCUCGCCCAUAGCAACCUACUUCAAAGGCUGAUUUUUUUUUUUUUUUUUUGGCUUUUAAGACAUAAUCCAAGAGAGCAAAUUGUCCACAUAAGUGUCCGUAUAGAAUGGGAUGGAAUAAGGAAGAAAAAGAAGCAAGGCACUGCAAUUUUAUAUUCGGUCUCAAAUUUAACAGGUAGUCUGGGUAACAGAAAAAGACACACUUGACCUAAUUCGGCUCUCAUUUGCCUAGGGCUUCUUGUUGUUGCUCUCUCUCUCUCUCUCUCUCUCUCUCUCUCUCUCUCUCUCUCUCCCUCCCUCCUCUCAGAGUGAUCUUCUCAAUGACAGCAUCUUACCAGAUGAUGUCCAGCCCAUCAAAAUAUCCAGAGAUCCAAACCACCAGCUCCCUACUCGAAUUUGAAGAGGUCUUACACAAGAGGGCACAGUUAAAUCGACGGGCUUAAUUAAAAUGUCACCUUUUUAAUUAAGAGUGAAUAAAUAUCACAGUAACAAGAGCAUGGCCUCCCUGCUUGGUGUUCUCCCAACACCCGUGCCCAAGAGACAAACAGUUUCCGUGGUAUUUUAAUGAUUACGGCACUACUUCCAGUGUCUUUGGAGGAUCACAUCAGCUCAGUUUUCCUAGUUCUCAGCUGUUGAAUGUUGUCAUAUCUUCUUUAGCUAGAGAAAGAGAAAUGGCACACAGGCCUUUUUGGCAUGUCGUUGAUGUGGCUGAGCAAACAGUGAUUUUUCAUCUAUGAAGAUGGAGAAGGGGAAGCUCAGAUCCCACCCUGGGUCGCGUCCACUUGAUAACAUUGCUGCUUUAUGCCAUUAAGAUUCUCUGUCCCUAGCGAAGCAUCUCACCCCAUCAUGGUGGCUCAUCUCCGGCAUCUUCUCGGAACCGGACCACCUUUCACUAACUUCGCACUUCUUAAUUGUCGAUGUGUUUAUAUUUGCAGAACCCGAUUUGACUUUGAGAUGUUGCUGCUGCUAAAGAUAUGAAAAUCCUUUAAUAACUUAAGACAACCACUGCACACACCCAGCCUCAGCCCACCUUACAUGCCCACUCCUAGGAAACAAUAAAUGCUUCAUUCGGUUGGCUUUU